Molecule: messenger RNA, 3093 nt
Organism: Ictidomys tridecemlineatus (thirteen-lined ground squirrel)
Lineage: Eukaryota; Metazoa; Chordata; Mammalia; Rodentia; Sciuridae
Source: RefSeq, a predicted model, not a curated record
CCGCCCGCCACAGACGCUAGCCUAUUCCUCGAGCUCCUGGCCCAGCUCUUGGGCCUACUCUAAACCGCGAUACAAUUUGCCUCUCCUUCGGGCUCCGGCUCCGCCUCUUCCUCUCAAACCCGGGAGGCGGGGCAGGGAACCACCGAGACGGCCGAACCUCCGAGCGGACCAGAACGGCCGGAAGUGGGCAGGGUGCGUGAGCGAGGCCCGUUUCAGGCGGCGUCGCGCAUUUACGGGCCUUGGGCUGGCCUCCGGUAGGGUGAGUCGGUGUGGCGCGCUGGGUUGGCCUCUACUUAGGGAAGCAUGGGCUGCUUACAGAGGCGGUGAACGCUUGGCGGAGGACAUGGUCGGGCAGCGGCCGCCUUGGACUCCGUCGGCGAGAGGCGGCAGUGGAGCGGCUGAACCCCGCAGCUACCCCCAGGUUGCUCGCGGACUCCGGAGUCCUGCCUGAGUGUCCCAGCCAAGACCAGUGGACACCAUCCAUCAAGCCUCAUGGUAGGAAGCUUGGCUGCCUCCCUUCCCACACUUGCUCUGGGAAGCCUCCACCUCUUACUUUGGGCAUCUACCUUGCCCCCUGGGCCUGGACGCAGACCCAGACCCACCCUCAGCCCUCACUGGCUCUUGCCAGGCUCAGGCACCCCCCUUGUCACCCCAAAGGCAGUGAGCAAACCUCUGCCAGAUAGGCCCAUCUGAGGCUUGUGAGAGGGAGGGUCAUAUGGUUACUGAGAGCCAGGUCCCUCCUCUCCUCUUAAAUUUCUCUUUCCUCGGAUUUUGGAGGAAGGAGCUAGGCAACUUUUGCCCAACCCCUUGGUGCACCUGCCUGAGAUAUGCUGUGAUGCCGUGCAAGAAUGGGGCUGGCACCCAGGGAUCCCUGGGGUGCUGGUGUUUGUCCUUUCAGGAGACGGUGACAUUUGGUGACGUGGCUGUGCACUUCUCCCGGGAGGAGUGGCAGUGUUUGGACUCUGGCCAGAAGGCCCUCUACAGGGAGGUGAUGCUGGAGAACCACAGCAGCGUGGCUGGACUAGCAGGAUUCCUGGUCUUCAAACCUGAGCUGAUCUCUCGGUUGGAACAGGGACAAGAGCCAUGGGUUAUCGACCUGCAGGGAGUUGAAGGGACAGAAGCACCAUGGACCUCCCAGACAGAUUCUACUGUUAGGCUUGCACAUGAGCAGGGGGACAUGGACCUUCUGAAGCCUCAGGGUCCUGGCUCUGCAGACACUUCCAAUACUGAGGUCUGGUCAGAGAGACUUCCAAGCAGCCCUGUGCUGAGAGAAAGGGGCUCCCUUCUCCAGAAACAGUGUUUGAUUCAGGGGUCCGUGGCUCCCAAAACCUUCACCAAGGACACUACACAGGAAUCCCAGGAGCUGGGGGCCAGUGGCCUCAGCUGUCAGCCUGGUAAAGGUCAGAGAGCUGGUGCUCAAGGGAUGUCACAGCAUUGCCAGGUAUGCGGCAGAGACUUUGGACGCACUCCAGAUCUGGCUCCAUACCAGGAAAUUAGUGUACAGGAGAAGCCUAACUGCUGUCAAGAAUGCCAAAAACAAUUGUCUGGCUGCUUUCAGGGGAAACUUUCAAGUAACUGCUGUGGAGAGAAGCCAUAUGAGUGUGAGGAGUGUGGAAAAGUCUUCAGGCUGUGUUCACAGCUUAAUCAACACCAGAGAAUCCACACUGGGGAGAAACCAUUCAAGUGUGUGGAAUGUGGAAAAGCCUUCCGCCUGAGCUCAAAACUAAUUCAGCAUCAGAGAAUUCAUACUGGAGAGAAACCAUACAGGUGUGAGGAAUGUGGGAAAGCAUUCGGUCAGAGCUCCAGCCUCAUCCAUCAUCAGAGGAUCCACACAGGAGAGAGGCCCUAUGGCUGCCGGGAGUGUGGGAAGGCUUUCAGCCAGCAGUCUCAACUAGUCAGACACCAGAGAACUCACACCGGAGAGAGACCCUACCUGUGCAAGGAGUGUGGCAAGGCCUUCAGCCAGAGCUCAACUCUAGCUCAGCACCAGAGGAUGCACGCCGGGGAGAGAUCUCAGAUGCUCAGAGCCUCAGAGAGCCCAAGCCUUGUUGUGCAUCAGACAAGUCACACUGUGGAAAAGCCCUUUAAGUGCAAUGAGUGCGGGAAGGCUUUCCGGUGGAUCUCUCGCCUGAGCCAGCACCAGCUGAUUCACACUGGAGAGAAGCCUUAUAAAUGCAAUAAGUGCACAAAAGCCUUCGGGUGUAGCUCAAGACUCAUUCGCCACCAGAGAACUCACACUGGAGAAAAGCCAUUCAAAUGUGAUGAGUGUGGGAAAGGCUUUGUUCAGGGCUCACACCUCAUCCAGCAUCAGCGGAUCCACACUGGAGAGAAGCCCUACGUGUGCCAUGACUGUGGGAAAGCAUUCAGCCAGAGCUCCAGCCUCAUCUACCAUCAGAGGAUCCACAAGGGAGAGAAGCCCUAUGAGUGCCUCCAGUGUGGGAAGGCCUUCAGUAUGAGCACGCAGCUCACCAUCCACCAGAGGGUGCACACCGGGGAGAGGCCCUACAAGUGCACCGAAUGUGGGAAAGCCUUCAGUCAGAACUCAACCCUCUUCCAACACCAGAUAAUUCAUGCAGGAGUGAAGCCCUACGAGUGUAGUGAAUGUGGAAAGGCCUUCAGUCGGAGCUCUUAUCUUAUCGAACACCAGAGAAUACACACUAGAGCCCAAUGGUACUAUGAAUAUGGGAACACCCUGGAAGGUUCCACCUUCGUGAGCCGUAAAAAGGUUAACACCAUAAAGAAACUGCACCAGUGUGGUGACUGUGAGAAGAUAUUCAGGUGGCGCUCACAUCUGAUCAUACACCAGAGGAUUCAUACCGGAGAGAAGCCUUACAAGUGCAACGACUGUGGCAAAGCUUUUAACCGUAGCUCAAGGCUUACACAACAUCAGAAAACACACAUGUGAUAGACCUUCCAUCUGUAGGAAUGAAUAGAUGUGAGUAAACCUGCAGCCUUAACUUGCUUAUGUUACAUGAGGUCAUUUAUACUGGCAGGAAAGUAGAGUGUUGGGAUGGAUUCAGAAUUGCUGUUAAGAAUGUCCUGCUUCAUACAAAAUGUUUAUUUACCCAUUAAAUAAAACCUGUACCCCUCACA